Molecule: messenger RNA, 621 nt
Organism: Trichosurus vulpecula (common brushtail)
Lineage: Eukaryota; Metazoa; Chordata; Mammalia; Diprotodontia; Phalangeridae
Product: protein jagged-2-like
Exons: 2
Coding region: 34-621 (195 amino acids)
Biological process (GO): Notch signaling pathway; multicellular organism development
Cellular component (GO): membrane
Source: RefSeq, a predicted model, not a curated record
GCGGAGAAGGAGGAGGCUAAGGUGGCGGCUACAAUGCUGGAGCAAAGCCGGCGGAUGGCGGCAACUCGCCUGGGGCUGCUUCUCCUCACCAUUUGGGUUCAGGCGGCGCAGCCCAUGGGAUAUUUCGAGCUGCAGCUGAGCUCGGUGAAGAACGUGAACGGGGAGCUCCAGAACGGCGACUGCUGCGACAGCAACCGGACUGCACGGCCCAGCGGGUCGGACUGGAGCUGCGGCCGAGAUGAGUGUGACACCUACGUUCGUGUCUGCCUCAAGGAAUACCAGACCAAAGUCACCCCGACGGGGCCCUGCAGCUACGGCCACGGAGCCACGCCCGUGCUCGGUGGGAAUACUUUUUCCUUGGGCGGUGGUAGCAACAGCGGCAGGAGCGGCCAUCAGGCCCGGGGCAGCAGAGACAAGGGCCGGGUGGUUAUCCCCUUCCAGUAUGCGUGGCCGGUGAGUGUUCCCUCUCCCUCUCCCGGGGUCGGAGAGAGGAGCGGGCUCAGGCUCAGUCUCCCUGCCCCCCGGGGCUGCCGCAGGCCAGCACCUAUGGGAGGGGAGAACACUCGCAUCUGGGUGGGGGCGCUGCGCUCUGCGGUAGGGAGGGCUCGGCCCGGGAAAUAG